CUCACCUGCGCCCAAUCGGUCUUAGGUAUUACACAUUCACCUCCCGGAUGGGUGGUGGGUGGAUUCCAUGCAGGGGAAAUCCAGCAGCUGACAAUUCAGCCAGCUCGGCGCCACCGACGACGACGACGUCGUUGUCGAAGCCACAGCCAGCCACAAGCCAAAGGGAAUCCAGCCUCUUCCAUUUCCACGCGCCGCUGAAUGAAACCGUUUGCUGCUCUUUUGUGCGGGUUGUCGAUGUUAUCGCAAAAGAAGUUAUGUUUUCGGUUCAGUUUUUAUUAAGAUUCGUCCGGCGCCAGUUCGGUUAUUCACGUUCCGGGACGAGCUUCAGUGUUUGGGACCGCCGGUAUUGCGCUGGGGUCAACACCGUGUGUGUAGUGCAGCACAUGUUCUAGAGGUGACAGUGCGUCGCGCGGCAGUUGAACGACGACGGGGAGAGGGAGACGAAGUGGCGACAUGUGAUCGUGUGUUUGCAUAUGUUUAUAAUCCGACGAAAAAAUGCAUUUUUGGUGAAUGGGCUGCGACAUCAGAUGUUCGAAAAAUUUCAACGUGGUGGAUGCCAGGUCAAAAGGUCGUGAAAGAAGAUUAAACUCAAAUGGAAAGUGCUUUGUCUAGUCUCUUUAAAUAACAAAAAAAAACGUAAUCGCGUAGCAUCGAAGGUGAAUCUAUAGUCGGAAAAGCUUCGGUGAUUGGGUGUGAAACUGUGAAGAAAACAAACAUCUCCGUACCGAUGGUGCUUGGUGAGUGAGAAGAAAAAAAUCCGUCUGUUUGUGAAAAAAAAAACCGGGCGCUAAGUGCCGGCAGACUCCUGCCGCGGCCCUCCAACGGAGAAAGUGCGCCACUUUCUCGCAAUCGAUAGCAAAAGUGUGAUAUGAGAACGCCGUCUCCACGGAACAGCUGAUGAACCCCACGGAACACCGAACGAUUGGGGCCCUCUUCCUCAUGCUUCUGGCACUGACGACAACGAGGGUCUCUUCCAACAACGCCGUCAAAACAGGGAUAGCACCUGCCGCCAAUGUGGUAGUCGAAGAACCGGAGUUCACGGAUGUAAUCGAAAACGUAACAGUGCCUGCAGGACGGAAUGUCAAACUGGCGUGCUCCGUCAAGAACCUAGGAUCAUUUAAAGUAGCGUGGAUGCACUUCGAGCAGUCUGCAAUUCUCACUGUACAUAACCAUGUGAUAACGCGUAAUCCGCGGAUCAGCGUGACACAUGACAAGCACGAUAAGCACAAAACAUGGUUCCUACACAUAUCAAACGUCCAGGAGGAGGACAAAGGCCGCUACAUGUGCCAAAUCAACACCGUGACGGCCAAGACACAGUUCGGUUAUCUGCACGUUGUCGUGCCACCGAACAUCGACGAUUCGCUCAGCUCCAGUGACGUCAUAGUCCGGGAGGGGUCCAACGUGACGCUGAAGUGUCGCGCCACGGGGAGUCCGCAGCCACAGGUCAAAUGGAAGCGGGACGAUAAUUCUAAAAUAGCUAUUAAUAAGUCGUUAAGUGUACUGGAGUGGGACGGAGAAUCGGUGGAACUAUCGAAAAUCUCCCGCCUGGACAUGGGUGCAUACCUCUGCAUUGCAUCGAACGGUGUCCCGCCCACGGUGUCGAAGCGAAUUAAAGUCAGCGUUGACUUUCCUCCGAUGCUCUGGAUACCACAUCAGCUGGUAGGAGUUCCUCUCAAUUAUAACAUCACACUGGAGUGUUUCACGGAGGCACAUCCGACGUCGUUGAACUACUGGACUCGGGAGGAUGGGCACAUGAUCCACGACUCCAGGAAGUACAGGACGGAGUCCACCGUGGGUAUGCCAAUCUACAAAACGCACAUGAGGCUGCACAUCUUCAACAUCCAGCAGAGCGAUUACGGCACCUACAAGUGUGUAGCCAAGAACCCUCGAGGGGAAACCGAUGGAGCGAUACGAAUAUACACAUCGACCCCUCCAACGACAUCGCCGGGUCCACCAACGACGGACUCCCAGCUGCACGACUUUUGGCCCGGCAACGGUCGAAAUGAUAGCUACGGUUUAUACCAUCCCGGUAAUGGCCCCGGUGGAACCCACAGCGGUGGUCAGCAUCAUCCCAAUUCGUAUUCCGUGCACGUGGUUGAUAAAAAUUCUAAAUAUUCAUCCAGUCUGAAUGAAGUGGACAAAUCGGAACAGAAGUCAUUUGAUUCGAAUGUUAUCCACUGGUCCACCGGAAGCAGUAGGGAUUCUUCUCGAACCACACUCAACAUUCUGUCCAGCAUUGUAUGCUCAACGUUGCUUCCUCUGCUUGUCAGAUUAAGUGCGCACUAAUCACUAUUCAAAAGGAUCAACAAGGAUGACAACUGUAAGUCGCAAAUGCUAUUAAAAACAGCGAGGAAGAUAUAUAGCUAGCCAAAAAUAAAAGAGAAUUUAGUAGAACAACAGUGUUAGCUUAAAUGGUAUACAGACCUAUCAAAUUAUUAACGAGAUAGAAGAUACUACGAAUCUAUAUCCAAACAUGUAUAACAGAAAGCAGGGUUCAUAAACAUAUACAUUAUACUAAAUUAUUAAGAUAUAAUAUCAGAGUAACUAUAUCGUAUAGCGAGCGUUGGUACCAAGCAGUAAGUAAGUCUAUAUACAUAUAGUGAAUUAACUAAUCGAAAGCUAACGCGCUUCAAAGUGACAAACACUUGUGUAUAACGAACGAACUAUUCAAUUACAACAAUACGGUGCAUUGCAGACUAAAACAAUCAAUUUCGAAGGCAAUUCAUGCAGGAAACACAAAACAACUGUUAUUAUUAGUAGGUGUACGGUGAUUUGGAUUACGUCCAACUUUGAAUAGCACGAGGAUGGUCGGAGGAGAGUGGAGUAUUUACCCGAUUUGGAUCGUUUCGUAUAUCCGUAUAAAUUCACUGCACGGAAAAUUGCAUAAAUUUAUCUUUCUCCGCUCCCGAUACCGGACUUCAAAUCCAAAUGGUUUUACGCUUUUAAUUGUUUUGCCUUGCCCGUUCCACUGACUGGCACGUCGGAUUAUUAUCCCAUCGUGGCAACUCAAACCGAGCUAGAUGUGUUGAGCUCGAAACGUUGGGUGGUGUUUUAUCUAUCUUGCUUGAAAAGGUAUUCGAUGAACAGAAUGAAUGCACAGGAAAAAUGGGAAAAAUACAUUUUAAAGAUUGUGUUCGAAAUAAUUUCACGCUUAACGAUUACGAGUUGGUGCUGAGUUGGAUUUUUUAUUCCUCCUUGCACCGGUUUUGCUUCCAUGGAGCAUUUCCUGUUCAUAAUUUCCCUAUACUAAGGGGGUUUUCUUUGAUAGCUUAUUGGAUUGUUCGAAGACAAACAAUGAUUGAUGGGACGUGAGGCAAAUUAGGUGGAAACUGAUUAAGGUUAACGAUGCGAGAUGGCUACCGGUUUCUUGAAGUUGUUGAUAAAAUGUCUUGAUAGUAUGCUUUUUUAAUUCAUAGAGGAAUCUAGGUAGUUUCCAUAAAAACAAUCGUUGAUUUAUUCAGAUUGUUUUCAUUCUAAAAACCAAUUACAAUUUCACGAAUUUCAAGCCACUCUCAAAAUCAGGAUCGGCAUGAUAUUGUUGGAGCUGAGUAAUUCAUAAUCAACCACAAUUGUUACUAACCGAAACCACUAGGUUUGUCGCUUAUUGUGACAAGAGAUUAAAAUCGUUCCUUUCAAAGUGAAAACAUACUAUUUUGAAACAAAAAUACUAUAAUAAACACAACGGGACGCUUCAAAUUGUAUAUGUUGCAGGAGAAAAAAAAGUAAUGUAAAACACAUGCCCAAUUAACAACAAAAAACAAACAACGGUGUAUUUCCACAAAGAUUUCAGUAACCACUAGGGCAGCACAACCAACAAACUUUGAUCGUGCCAAACAUUUUGGGUAGAAUGCCAAGCAGUAUCAUCCACUGUUAUUGUAUAAGUAGAGAUAGUUUUUUUGUAACAUAGGUUAAGUUCUACGAAACAUGGGAUUGCUAAAAGCAAUCAAAAUCCAAUUUGACACUACGAGUUACUACGAAUGAAUACAAAGCAAAAUGCGUUGUCUGGAAUAGGAUCAGUAGAUAACUGAACGGGAUCCAAUCGAGUAGAAUCUGCAUAGAAAAAAAAACAGAAACAAUUGCUAAACUACUAGGAGGGUACUAUUUACAAAAAUAAAGCAAAUAAAUAAAUAAACACAGUUAAUGCAAAUCCAUAUAAUGAACUAAACAGCGAUAUUAAUGAUGUCUGCUAAAACCAGCUAUUUAUGUUUCAAAAAUUGAAAACAUUGUAAAGAAUCGUCCGUUAUUGUAUCAACGGGAAAUUAAUACAGAAAUAUAUAGGAAAAUGCUU
This is a messenger RNA of Aedes albopictus (Asian tiger mosquito), 4288 nucleotides long. RefSeq names its product lachesin-like. NCBI's taxonomy places the organism in Eukaryota, Metazoa, Arthropoda, Insecta, Diptera, Culicidae. The transcript is spliced from 11 exons. The coding region runs from base 898 to 2286 and encodes 462 amino acids. The record is from RefSeq and is a predicted model, not a curated record. Gene Ontology annotation, cellular component: neuron projection.